GAAGUGAUAAAGAUCACAGUUGCUGGUUUUAAUUGACAGUGAAUUCAAUUGAAGUAAUUACUAGCAAUUGGCACACUUCUGACUCAGUCCUUUUUUUUAAUUUCCAGGUUUCGGAAACAUUUCUACAGGUUUCUGCAUUUCAGAGUAUGAUUUAAAAGCAUAUAUUUUUCAGUGCGUUGAAAAAGAUAGUGAAUAAGUGAAACGUUGUACGCAAUUAUCACAAGUACUUUGGGCAUUGGAUUUUUAUACUCUUGCAAGAACCUAAAAGCAAUUGACACAAUUAAGAAACUUUAUCCACCAAAGAUAAUCGGAGUUUUUAUCACAAUAGUAUUUCGUAUCGAAAACAGAAAACUAGAGUGAUUGUGUGAACAGCGGAAAACCAAGUAUAAAAUGGGCUUUUCCUUAGAUUCAUUAAUUCAUUAAUAUGCAGCACAAAAAACGAGGAUAAAUAUAUAGCCUAUAGUGAGUAGAAAAAGUUAUAAACUAAUAUAUAGAGAGCAUGGGGAAGUACUGUGGGCGGCAGCACGGAACACGAUUCUCAUGAAUAAUAAAGACGGUCGAUCACCGAAACCGCAUUGUAAAUUUUCGGAACUUACAGUUAAUUUAAGAAUUAUAAGAUAAAAGUUGCAUGCUGGAUCAUUUUUUAGCGAGAAUUUUCUUCAAAAAUGUUGGAGAACAUUGACAGUGAUUUAGUGCCUAUUAAAGCCCACUAUUUCCUUUAUAAUGCCGCAACGGGAUGCAUUGUACCUUUUCUGCCUACAAUUGCAAAGCAGUUGGGAUUUUCAGGAUUUCUGGUGGGCUCAAUUUACACAAUAUUGCCGAUCUCCGGAUUGAUUGCAAAACCUCUCUUCGGUAGUUUGGCUGACAAGUACAAACUGCACAAGUCUUUUUUUUUAUUUUUCCAAGCCUUAAUAGCCAUUAGUUUUUUUACAAUGUACUUCAUUCCCGAGGUUGACACAACAGCAGACGCCAAUUUAAGAUGUGAUAGUGGGGAUGCUUUUCUAGAAGUUUGCCCUGAACAAAUUCAACAACCUUUCUCCGCAGAUAUUCUCGAAGGAGUUUUAAAUAAGAACAAAUCUGAGGGAUAUUGUCAGGUUUCUUUUUGUCAGAUUUGUGAGUUUCCUUCGAAAAUUCACAAUAUUACGAGGAUGGAUUGGCGUCAUUGUAUUGACGGUGUGCCUUUUAAUUUCACUGCACAAUUCAAUACGUUACACGAUAUUGUGUUAGGUACUUGUGUAAACGUAAAAGUAGAGAGAGCACUACUUUCAAAUGGAAAUUCAAACAGGCCAUUUUGCAGUUCUCAUAUCUUAACGCCUUGUCGAAUUAGCUGUCCUAAAUUUCCACCUAUGGACAAUUUAUUACGUGAAGCUAAAAAUUCGACCACUUUCUCACAGAGUUCAACUUAUCAGUUUCAUGUAUUUUUAUGGGCCGCCAUCGCUAGCUGGGUUGGUAUGGCAGUUGUAGUUAGCAUAGGAGAUGCCAUCUGUUUCAAUCUUCUUGGUGGAGAUAAAAGAAAGGAAUAUGGCAAACAAAAAAUGUGGGGAAGUAUAGGCUUCGGAAUUUUUGGCAUAAGCGCCGGAUACUUAGUAGAUGUUUUCAGCAGAGGUGAAACGCAGAAAGACUACACUUGCAUAUUUUAUAUAAUGCUGAUCGCGAUGAUAUUUGAUAUUAUCGUCUCGUCAACGCUGAGAAAGAAAAAUCCAGAAUCUGGAGAAAGCGAACCAUCAGUUCUUUGGGAACUUUGGUCGCUUGCAAGGGAGGGAAGAAUUUUGGUCUUUGCAUUUUGGUGCAUAGGAUCUGGAAUGUGUACCGGAGUUGUUUGGAACUACCUUUUAUGGUACACCGAGGAGUUGGUGCCAAUUGGUACACCUUGGUUGAAAACCUUGCAGGGUUUGCUUAUCGGUAUUCAAAGCUUGUUAGGCGAACUGCCUUUCAACUUUUUGUCAGGAACCGUAUUAAGAAAAUUGGGUCAUAUCAAUGUUAUGAGUCUUGUGCUGCUUAUAUAUGCAAUCAGAUUUAUGACCUACAGUAUGAUCUCCAAUGCCUGGUGGCUAAUUUUGCUGGAAGUACUUCACGGACCUUCGUUUGGUCUUUGUUGGCCAACUAUGGUUUCUUAUGGCGAUAAAGUCGCACCUCCAGGAACCAAAGCUACAAUUCAAGGAGUUGUUGGCGCCGUCUUCGAAGGCGUUGGUGUAUCCGCCGGCAGCUUACUAUGCGGAUACCUAAUGGACGAAUACAAGGGUGUCGUUACGUUUCGAGUAUUUUCGGUCGGAGCACUUACUUGGUUGACCAUUUACUGGCUUCUGCAGUUGUUGCUUCGAAAAGCCAAAGCUUAUCCUCUACAACAGGGUCAUAGUCGUGAGUAGAAACGAUUAUGGUGCAUGAAUUAGGAACACAGCAUAUAAGAUUUGGCGAGCUAUGCUCCUCCCGAUGAUGCGAUUCUAUUGACUACGAGUCAGGAACUCCAAACGUAUUAAUAAAAUUAAUGAGUCCAGCGAAGUAACAAAAGACCAAAGUCGUUACCCCACCCUUCUUUUUUUUAAACUCUUAAUUGCCAUUCGUUCAAUUUCACUGUUUAUGUUCAUUUAUGAAAGUUUGAUAGCGGUUUACAAUGGAUGUGCAAAUGUAAUUUGUGCGAGCUCACUUGUGAUAUCAGACAGUUUUUUAUCGUUCAGUAUUAUAUACGAAUUGUAAAUGUACUUUGCAAAUAUAUUGUUUUUAU
Messenger RNA from Belonocnema kinseyi, 2722 nucleotides. RefSeq names its product major facilitator superfamily domain-containing protein 6-B (gene Sugb). Gene Ontology annotation, cellular component: membrane. The record is from RefSeq and is a predicted model, not a curated record. Lineage: Eukaryota; Metazoa; Arthropoda; Insecta; Hymenoptera; Cynipidae. The transcript is spliced from 11 exons. Bases 666 to 2366 code for a protein of 566 amino acids. Gene Ontology annotation, molecular function: transmembrane transporter activity.